Ctenocephalides felis (cat flea) is the source of this 1003-nucleotide messenger RNA. RefSeq lists its product as uncharacterized. The record is from RefSeq and is a predicted model, not a curated record. The transcript is spliced from 8 exons. Lineage: Eukaryota; Metazoa; Arthropoda; Insecta; Siphonaptera; Pulicidae. The coding region runs from base 1 to 864 and encodes 287 amino acids.
AUGACGGAUAGUUUUGCUCCAGAAUCUGUUAAGGAUCCAAAUCAGAAUGUAAAAAAUGUGCCGAAAAUAGAAGAUUUGAAAGAUCCUUUGACAUUAAAAUUUGUGUUUGUGGUAAUGCGAAAUGGUGAAAGUUUUCCCGAUGAACACAUGAUUAAAACAAAUCCAAGCUAUGAAUGGAAGCAUUACAAAUUUCCUCGUGGGGAAUUGACCAAGCUAGGAAGACUUACUAUGUAUGAGGCUGGUGAAAACCUGAGACACUGGUACCCGGAAUUCCUGAGCAGAUCUUACGUCACAAAACGUUUAGUAAAGGUCACUGCUGUUGGAAGUAAGUUCACAAUUAAUUCACGUGAAAGCGCAUUAAUUGUGAGAGCAGCACUUAGACAAAAGAAUAAAAAGCAUAGCUUGAAAAGAAAAUGGUCUACAAGAAAAUUGGCUUCGACUAGAAAUGACGAGUUUACUGAUGCUGCUUUGGACUAUUACUUAAAAUGUAAAGAGUAUCGGCCUGCACAAAAUAAGGCUUUGUAUGAUAGCUUAAUAACAAAAUUCAAAAAUGACUCCGGCUUUGGAGGAUUGUGGAAGGCUUUACAAGAAAAUACCGAAGCCGAUUUGGAUUACAAUAAUUUGUCAAAAUUGCAAUACUUAUUCGAAUUAUAUGAAACUAGCGAACUGAGUGGUAUUGGAUUUCCUCAUUGGCUACAUAACAACAAAUGGUAUACUUACUAUGAGUUAAUGCGAGAAUACGUUAAUGCAUCAUAUUCAACAGAUUAUUUAAAAACUGUUGCUGGAGGUCGUAUGCUUCAAUACUUUGUUGAAUGGACGACAAGCUUAAUGGAAAACUGGAACCUUGCGAUACACGAAUGUUAGUAAAUGUUGGCUAUGGCAAAACAGUAUCGCCCUUUUUGGCAGCCUUAGGUGGUAGCAAAGGCUUUACCCAUUCAUAUGAAGUGGCCUCAAUUGAACCGGAAAAAAAUGAAACUGUUGUCAAUGUGACUGUGAAUAGCUU